AUGGCUGCGCCGUUCCCAUCUCCGACUGCGACAUGGCAUACAGAGAGUUACCCAGCCAUCUCUCCCAACCGUCCUGAACUUUCUGCCGAAGGCAAGACAGUAAUAGUGACAGGGGGUGGCACUGGAAUUGGCGCAGAGACAGCCAUGUCUUUCGCCAUAGCAGGUGCUUCUCGACUGGCCCUUCUUGGCCGCCGCAAAGAGCCCCUUCUAGCGACCAAAGCUGCUAUCGAGGAGAAAUUCCCCGAUAUCGAGCUUUUUGUGGCUGCUACCGACGUCACCAACAGGACUCAGGUUGACGCAGCUUUUGAAAGCUUUGCUCAAUCCGCGAAAAUCGACAUUCUGGUCAGUGGCGCGGCCAUGAUCGGCCCCCAGGAUCCUGUUCGGGAUGUAGAUGGCGAGAUGUUUCUAGAUGCCGUCAAUCAGAACCUACGAGGAACUUUGUUUGUUUCACAGGCUUUCCUUCGUCAUGCAUCUAAGCAUGCAACAGUUAUUGACAUUAAUUCCUCCGUUGCGCAUGUGAAUUUUGGCCCUGGCUUUUCUGCGUACAACGUCGCCAAGCUGGCAGUAUUCCGACUUUGGGAUUCCGUGGCUGCUGGGAAUCCGGACCUUUGCAUAUUCCAUAUCCAGCCUGGAAUCGUCGACACCGAUAUGAACAAAGAGGCUGGAGGUAUUGAAGCUAUUGGUAUCGAGGAUCAUGUUUCUCUACCGGCGAACUUCAAUGUUUGGCUUGCGAGUCCUGAGGCUCAAUUCUUGAAAGGAAAGUUUUUGUGGGCAAAUUGGGAUGUUGAUGAGUUGAAAUCCAACGCAGAGGAGAUCGAGGGGAGUGGUCUCCUUAGUAUUGGGCUUGGUGGUUGGCCCUUUCAGAAUGCCAGUUGGAGUGCCACGUGGAAGACUUGA
Penicillium nucicola is the source of this 897-nucleotide messenger RNA. Its product is annotated as SDR family NAD(P)-dependent oxidoreductase. The record is from RefSeq and is a predicted model, not a curated record. Gene Ontology annotation, cellular component: cytosol. The transcript has 2 exons. NCBI's taxonomy places the organism in Eukaryota, Fungi, Ascomycota, Eurotiomycetes, Eurotiales, Aspergillaceae. Bases 1 to 897 code for a protein of 298 amino acids. Gene Ontology annotation, molecular function: oxidoreductase activity.